This is a messenger RNA of Plasmodium coatneyi, 411 nucleotides long. Its product is annotated as Circumsporozoite-related antigen. Lineage: Eukaryota; Apicomplexa; Aconoidasida; Haemosporida; Plasmodiidae. The coding region runs from base 1 to 411 and encodes 136 amino acids. The record is from RefSeq and is a predicted model, not a curated record. The transcript is spliced from 2 exons.
AUGAAGAUCUUAGUAGCCGUUUUUCUCCUUUUUUGUGCCAUCCUUUGUGACAAUGCGUUCGGAAAUAAUAUAAAUAAUCAUACACCUCACCCCCCCAAGAAAAAGACCCCCAAGAGCAAAGCCCCAGAGCCUCUCAUUGAUGUGCACGAGUUGAUAGGCGAAAUGGUUAGAAAGGAAGAGGAACUCAUAAAUGUAACGAAGAAGAAAUCCAAAUAUAAACUGGCAACAACCGUUCUUGCUUCAGCCCUAGGUCUUGUAUCAGCAGUGCUCUUAGGAGGUGCCGGAUUAGUCUUUUAUAAUGCCGGAAACGGAAGACACCCAUUCGCCAUUGGAGGUGGAAAGGGCGGUGAUGCUACUCCUCCUCCCGCUGAACCAGCCCCAGCUACUCCAGAAGAUCCAGCAUCAAAAUAA